CGGGAGCGCGCGGCUCAACGCUUGCUUCGCUUGUGGCUGCGGUUUGGCCUGAGCCGGGAGCCGUAGCCGUAGCGGCCGGGCGGAUGUUAUGCGAGGCGCCGAAGCGAAGGGAUCACUGAUUGUUCACUGAGAAAUGAAGAAUGACGUCAAAGGGGGCAGGCACAUCUUUCUCCCAAAAGAGUUAUAGACUGACUUCUGAUUCUGAGAAGCCCAAAGUCACAGGUAUUGUUAAUGAAAAGUUACUGGAUGACUACCUACAGCGUAUCUUUCCUAGCCCAGAGCAGAUCCCUUCUACCACUGCUAGCAGAAAACCUCUGUCCUUUCAGAACCUUGAGGAGCAUCUGAACCAACUGCUGAAGGAGGAUGAUGAGUCUGAAGAGAGUGAAGAACAGACUGUAGAAGGGCGGCUUGGGCCAACCACUGUGGUCCUGGAUCACACGAGUGGCUUUGAGGGGCUACUCCUGGUGGAUGACGACCUUCUUGGUGUUAUUGGACACAGUAACUUUGGCUCCAUCCGAGCCACCACCUGUGUAUAUAAAGGGAAAUGGAUCUAUGAGGUGCUCAUCUCCUCACAGGGGCUCAUGCAAAUCGGCUGGUGCACCCUCAAUUGCCGAUUUAACCAGGAGGAGGGAGUUGGAGACACACCUGACUCUUAUGCUUAUGAUGGUAACAGAGUGCGUAAGUGGAAUGUGACCACAACUAAUUAUGGCAAAUCAUGGGCAGCUGGAGACAUUGUGAGUUGUCUGAUUGACCUGGAUGAGGGAACCAUUGCCUUUUGUCUGAAUGGUGUCUCUCUGGGAACUGCUUUUGACAACAUCACCAGGGGCUCUGGAAUGGCUUAUUUCCCAGCUAUCAGCCUCUCUUUCAAAGAGUCUGUUGCAUUCAAUUUUGGCAGCCGGCCACUGCGAUAUCCGAUAGAGGGUUAUCGACCCCUCCAAGAUGCCCCUACUACUGGCCUCGUUAAGGCUCAAAAGCUUCUUGGUUACCUGAAGAAUGUCCUGCAAUUGGAAUUGGACCCAGAGGAAGGGAAGCUUGUGGAGAGGGAAAGUUCGACAUGGCAGCUUCGGGGAGAACCCACAGUAUUGAUCACCAUGGCACACAUCUUCAACUACUUUGCUCCACUCAUGUGCAAAGUAUACUUAGUAGAAGAUGUCCUCAUGAAAUUUCUCCUGGGCAUUCUGGAGACAGAUGGGUCAGAGGAAUCUUAUCCCCUUAUCCAGCAGCUCCUGGAUCUAAUGUGGCUCCUCAUGGAGGAUUAUGAAGUACAGGAAUGCCUCAAGCAGCUGAUGAUGUCCCUCCUCCGAGCCUACAGGUUCUCCCCCAUUAUCCCAGACCUGAGCUUACAGAUGCAUUACCUUCGUCUUACCAUCGCUAUCUUGAAGCAUGAGAAGUCCAGGAAAUUUCUGCUUAACAAUGUCCUCUUCGAUGUGCUCCGCUCUGUGGUUUUCUUCUACAUCAAGAGUCCCUUACGAGUUGAGGAGGCCGGCCUUCAGGAGCUCAUCCCCACUACGUGGUGGCCCAAUCGCUUCAAUAAAGAGGGCAAGGAAACUAAGGAGGUGAAGGAAGAGAGUGCUGAGGAACGGUUGAGACGGCGGGCGUAUGAGAGAGGUUGCCAAAGACUCAAGAAACGAAUUGAAGUGGUAGAAGAUCUCCAGGUUCAGAUCCUGAAAUUACUGUUGAAUAAUCAAGACCAUAAUGGGGGUGAAGCUUCCAGAUACAUUUUUCUCAACAAGUUUCGAAAGUUCCUGCAAGAGAAUGCCAGCAGCCGAGGGAACCUGACUGUUCUCUGCCCACCAGAGUACAUGGUAUGCUUUCUGCAUCGGCUGAUCACGGCCUUGCGGUACUACUGGGAUGAAUACAAGGCUUCAAACCCAGCAGCAGCAUUCAGCGAAGAAGCCUAUGUUCCCCCACAACUCUUUUAUAAUGGGAAGGUAGAUUAUUUUGACCUGCAGCGACUGGGAGGCCUCCUAUCUCAUCUUAAGAAAACCCUCAAAGAUGACCUGGCAUCGAAGGCAAAUAUCUUGAUUGACCCCUCAGAGCUACAAGCCAUCACCAUGGAUGACCUUGAUGAAGAUGAUGAGUCAGCUACAUCAACUGCACAGCGCCCUGUGGCUGCUCUAGCUAUUGGAGGGGCCCUGGCCAGGCCCAGUUGGCUCAGCUCCCCAACAUUGAGUCGGGCCAACCGCUUCCUCAGCACAGCAGCCGUGAGCCUCAUGAACCCUCGGAGGCCCCUGGGCACCAUGGAAAAAGUGAAAAUCCGAACACUGAAUGUGGAACAGAGAACAGAGGAGGAUAUUGAAGGGAGCAAUGGAAAUGAAGGCCUAUUGUUGGGGAGGCCCCCAGAGGAGCCAGACCAACCCCUUACGGAGAACUCCCUCCUAGAGAUCCUGGAUGGGGUCAUCAUGAUGUACAACCUGAGUGUUCACCAGCAGCUGGGCAAGAUGGUGGGUGUUUCUGAUGAUGUGAAUGAGUAUGCCUUGGCCUUGAAAGACACAGAGGAGAAGCUCAGUCGGUGUCCAAAGUGGAGGAAAGACAUUCAGGAAGAACUGAUGAAAAGUCAGAAGGUUUUCUCUGAGAAGCUGAAUCAUUUGAGUCGUCGUCUUGCCUGGAUCAAUGUCACCAUCUACUCUAAGGAGAAAAUGCAGGAUAUUUACUGGCUCCUCCGGGUUUGUACCCGCACCAUAGAACAUGGCGACCGCACGGGCUCCCUGUUUGCCUUUAUGCCUGAGUUCUAUCUAAGUGUCGCCAUGAACAGCUACAGCGCCCUCAAAAAUUACUUCAGCCCUGUCAAUAGCAUGGAGGAGCUGCCAGGUUACGAGGAAACACUGACCCGUCUUGCUGCCAUUCUAGCCAAACACUUUGCAGACACAAGAAUUGUGGGCACAGACAUCCGAGAUUCACUGAUGCAAGCGCUGGCCAGCUAUGUCUGUUAUCCCCACUCACUUCGUGCUGUGGAACGGAUACCCGAGGAACAACGAUUCACAAUGAUGAAGAACCUCCUUGCUCCUUACGAGCAGCGUCCCUGGGCCCAGACGAAUUGGAUCCUUGUGCGCUUGUGGCGGGGCUGUGGGUUUGGGUAUCGCUACACGCGGCUGCCUCAUCUGCUGAAAACAAAGCCCGAGGAUGCCAACCUUCCCAGCCUGCAGAAGCCCUGCCCCUCUAUCUUACUGCAGGGCCACAUGGCUGACCUGCUGCGCAGUGACCGGGACAUGGCCCCCAGCUUCCUCAACAGUGUCCUCAACCAGCUCAACUGGGCCUUCUCCGAGUUCAUUGGCAUGAUCCAGGAGAUUCAGCAAGCAGCCGAGCGCCUGGAAAGGAACUUUGUGGACAGUCGUCAGCUGAAGGUGUGCGCCACCUGCUUUGACCUGUCAGUGAGCCUGCUCCGGGUGCUGGAGAUGACCGUUACCCUGGCCCCUGAGAUCUUUCUGGACUGGAACCGGCCCUCCUCUGAACUGCUGCUCCGGCGGCUGGCGCAGCUACUGAACCAAGUCCUGAACCGUGUGACAGCUGAGAGGAACUUGUUUGAUCGAGUGGUUAAUCUCCGGCUGCCAGGCUUGGAGAGUGUAGACCACUAUCCAAUUCUUGUUGCUGUGACUGGCAUUCUAGUCCGUCUCCUGGUGGACAGUGAUGUGGAGGGGGCCAAGCGAGCCACCGAAGUGCUCUUAGCGGACCCGUGCUUCCAGCUCCGCUCCAUCCAGUACCUCCUGGGCCAGCCAGAGCCCACGGCCUCUGGUGCCACUCCCCCGCCUCCAGAGAGGAAGCACUUCUCCCUGCAGAGUUACACUGAUUACAUCAGCCGGGAAGAAUUAGCUAAAGUGGAUCAGAUGCUGGGCCACCUGAGUGAGGAGUCCAAGCAGGCGGCUGCCUCCACUUUGCCCACCAGUGAGGAGGACCUGUGCCCCAUCUGCUACGCCCACCCCAUCUCUGCUGUGUUCCGGCCCUGCGGCCACAAGUCCUGCAAAGCCUGCAUCAACCAGCACCUGAUGAACAACAAAGACUGUUUCUUCUGCAAAGCUACAAUCACUGGGGUGGAUGACUACGAGAAGCCAGCUUCCUCAUCCUAGACCCCUGUCUCAGGGUGGGGGCCCCUAACCCGCUCCUCGGGCCCCAGGGGUAAGGCUAGGGAGAGGACGGGCACAGUCCUCCCUGUUUAUAAGCCUCCCUCGAUGGGCAGCUCCUUCACCAGCCAGGGCCUGCCCUGAGGAAACCAGAGGGAGGGGGAUGGGAAGCUGCUGGGUGGCAGUGGUUCUUCCCUGCUCUUCCCAGCAGAGAGGACAGGGUUUCCCUUCCCUGGCACUGGCUUUACAAAAAGGGGGGUGGGGAGUAGACACUUACCAGUGUGAGUAUUAAAUUAUUAUUCCGUACA
Molecule: messenger RNA, 4366 nt
Organism: Antechinus flavipes (yellow-footed antechinus)
Lineage: Eukaryota; Metazoa; Chordata; Mammalia; Dasyuromorphia; Dasyuridae
Gene: RNF123
Product: ring finger protein 123
Exons: 39
Coding region: 141-4064 (1307 amino acids)
Cellular component (GO): cytoplasm
Molecular function (GO): ubiquitin-protein transferase activity; protein binding
Source: RefSeq, a predicted model, not a curated record